Dicrocoelium dendriticum is the source of this 3763-nucleotide messenger RNA. The record is from the annotation of a GenBank genome assembly. Lineage: Eukaryota; Metazoa; Platyhelminthes; Trematoda; Plagiorchiida; Dicrocoeliidae.
ACCUUCAGAAAGCGAUAGAUGACAUGAGGCUACCCUACUGAUUUCCACUGUCCAAUAAUAUAAACCCUCCGGGAGAGAGCAGCCACAUGGUUUAAAAUGACAGCGUCAUGAACACCAGACCAUAAAUGCACCACAGCAUGAAUUUUUACAACUGUUCCGAUAGUAUAUAUAAUGCGCUAAAUUCUUUCAUGUUGUUAAACAAUCCUAUGUUUAUGCUGUUAAGUUCAGCCAAGGUUGCUUUCUGCAACUAACUUUUGCCCUUUCGCGGACCGGUUCCCAGUUUCGCCAUCUCCCACUGUGCUGGGAUGUGAACUCUUAAAAUAUAUCUAUGGAUUAUAUAAAGUAUUCUGGCUGUUACCGUCCGCUUUUACCUGCGAAUGACCAGCCAGUGUCCGAUAUCGGGUCCCCGUCCUGUAUUCCGAAGGCCAGUCCAGACAAUUUCGCCAAACAAUUAACUAUUAUUGAGCUCUCACUUUUCAAGGCUAUAAAGCGAGAGGAGUUCUCUAGCUUGAAAUGGAAUGGAAAGGAAAAACAUAUUCACGCACCGAAUAUCGUGGCUUCAACACGAUGGUUUAAUCAAAUAAAUUUUUGGGUCCAGAAAGAAAUUUUAAAGCUGUCUAGUGUAUCUAAGCGCACCGAGCUGCUGGCGUUUUUCAUCAGAAUCGCAAAGAAACUGGUGGAUCACAACAACUUGUAUUCGGCAAUGUCCAUUGUCUCCGCUCUACAAGUUGAAUGUAUCUACAGGCUUCGGGACACUUGGGGUGGAUUGAGCAACAAAGAUAGAACAGCAUAUCGGAAUUUAGAGGAGUUGUUUAGUCAAGAGAACAACUGCUAUCGCCAGCGUGAGCAUAUGAAAUCCGUUUCACUACCGGGAAUUCCGUACUUGGGUCUUUAUUUGUCAGAUUUGACCUACACAAACGUUGCGCAUCCUCGAGUUGGGGGAAAGCUGACCGACAUUUGGAUCUCGAAAAUAAAUACCCUCAUCGACACAAUUGUAUAUUUUCAAAAAUCCGAAUAUCCCUUCGUGGUCGAUGACACAAUCAACUCCUACCUGCGUGCUCAGAAGUACAUUGAGGAGCUGCAAAAAUUUAUCGAAGAGGAUAAUUAUCGCACUUCCCUACGGUUGGAGCCACCACCUGAAUCGUUUCCGGAGGCUCGUUUCCCUUUGUGCCAAUCGUUGAACGAAAAGGAUCGUAGUGCACGCAAGUGCAUGGGCGAAUUCUCUUCCGGGCGCAUUACAUGCUCCCUCUCAACCUACAGGCCUCCUCGGGACGCAUAUAAACCUAUCUUUGACACAUGCGCCUCCGCUAUGAAAAAUCCUAACUUUGAGCCAGAUUUCACUUACGCUCAUAGUGGCUGUUUAAACUCGGGAUACUCUGAAUUGCAGACAGCUGGUGAUCUCGCUAAGCCAUCAUCCGCUGUCGUCUCUUCCAUGGAGGAGCUCGGCACACGCUCCCUUCUCACAGAUGUCCCUUCCACUGCGGAUCUCGAUCAGGUUGAUUUGAAGCCAACUUCCCAUGGAAAGGACUCGAAGGAUCAUUUUCAUGACGAGCUCAACAGUGCUCAAUCUCCCAAAUACCAGUUCUACAAUACCAGCUUUACUCCAGACCGUUCUGAUAUUCGACAUUUACCCCCGCUUCCACCGAGACCUUCAUGUGGACAGAGUGUAAGGACCUCCACUCCACAAUCUGAUUUACCGUUGCGCUCCGAUUUCCUCGCCGACCAUGACAUUUCGGAAGCGAACUUACCAUCGGCGGUGUAUCCGUAUUUGGCCCAAUGUCGAGAUCCGUACAACAGAUGUCCGACACCGGGCGCCCCUAAGGUUUCCGACGCAUGUGACCCGGCUGAGAGAGCCACUCUAACACCUUCCUUCAGUCUACACUCCGACUCCGCUGUGAAUCACCAUGCUUCACCAGCAAUCUACUGCCCAGUGGCCCUGUCGGCUACCGCAGUUUGUGCCGCUGUUAUGACAAGAGAGUCGAAAUCAACGUUUACUGAUGGGACGCAGUCAGAAUGCACACUGGAUUCCAAACGUCGUGAAACCAGUCCUGGAUCCGUUUCGCAAACCGACGAACCGCAUUCAUCCGCUGGAGUCACAUCACCGACGACUCCAUCUCGUGAACUCGAUUCUGUGUUGGAAGAUCAGUUUGCGCCAUUUCAACCGUUCCAUCAUUAUCCCGGUACUCUCCUUGGUGUUCACGUUGUGCAUCAGGGCGUAGUCCAACGUCGUCUUAUGUCUCAGUCGCUUGGCAGCCUAGAUGCCCUGACCCAAUUGUUCGGUCCUAGGUUCCGGUUGAAUCCACCAACAGCGAAUGCUUCUUUCCCAUCUUUCACCUCACCCAGUCAUAGCAACGAUUUUAGCCACACAUGGUCUCAGGCCCGUCCCACCGGAUUUUCCGCUUGGCGCCGAUUUUGGGCCUCCUUGGUGGUCGUGGGUUCUGGAUCUGCCGCAUUUAUGAUCUACUUCGCAGCAAUGUCGAAGAACUCUCUUUCUCGAGAUGAAUUUGAAACUCAUCAUUGCGAGAUCCAACCUCUCAUGAAUAUGUUAACGUAUUCCACCGCGAAUUUUCCUGCUUGGCAUUCGGAAGAUGUUUCCCGAAGAAACAGCAUGGAACCCCUAUCAACACCAUCUCGGUUGUCCUUAAAAUCUACUGUCGAUCGCUCUUUAACGGAUUAUUCUCACUUAUUUCCAUCCGGUAUAUUUUCUCAAGUGGACGUUGGACGUCAUCGAGAUGGCUCCAUAGAUCCGACUUCCUUUCUGCUGUUGGACGCAUCUUGUCGAAGGGUUUACAGAUUUCGACCCAUCAGUGAUGGGCAACGAUCCUACUCCUCCAAGACCUCAACCGGUCCUUUGGGUUGGUUGCGCCGUGGGGGGCUCCGUGAUUCUAAAGUUACUCCGCGUACCUCUCAAUCAGUCACACCGGAUCUCACUCUAGCAACUCUCAAUUCGAGUGACAUCGUCUCAUCUCAUGGUUCUACCGCACGCUGCAUUCCCAGCACUCCUUCUUCCUUCACUCUUAGUGCUUGUCCAUCAAACUCCUCGACUACCACUUUGGAUGUUUGCAAGCAUGUGGACAAGAAUUCUGCAAGUGAAUGGAUGCAUUUGAUAUCCUUUGUACUUAAUCAACUCAGGCUCGUACACACCCGGGACCGUGUCAAUUAGACAGUUUGUGUGUGUAUGUGUGUGUGUGGCGUUGUUUUCGCCACUUCUGCACUCUGUCUUGGAUCUCGGCUUUGCAAUGAGCGCCUGUCUUUUUCGCAUCGAUAAUUUUGAACCAACGCUUUUUAAUCUAAAUCAAUUAAUUGCUUUGCUUUUAGGCCUCUGUCUCUUUUACCGUGGCCGAAUCGACUGCUGCUCUACGGUAAUAUUUUUAGAAGACGCUUCCUGUGUCUCUUUUACCCACCGCCUGUAGGCUUUCAUCUCUGAUGACCUCCUUGGGACUUAUUAUCCUACUUUGCAUUGUUUUGUUACUUCACCCCCACCCUCCACCUGCUUCCUUUUUUACGUGCCUUUUUCACCCGUCUCCACUGAUCCUUAUCCAUGUCCAACCGUGCACAUUUUUACGCCGAACGCCAUAGACGGAGAGAUCAUACAGUUCGCUUGCUUUACUAGCCAUGACUGUUCUUAUUGUUAUGCGAUUUUGUUUUUCUUCCCGCAUCCUUAAACUUGUUCUGACCAUCUCUUAAUCUGAGGUAUCGCAGUUGACAUCUAUACUGGUCUGUAUCUAUACGCAUAUACACAAGCCACUUUGUGAGAACAGCU